Toxotes jaculatrix (banded archerfish) is the source of this 5035-nucleotide messenger RNA. RefSeq names its product MLX interacting protein. Gene Ontology annotation, molecular function: RNA polymerase II cis-regulatory region sequence-specific DNA binding; DNA-binding transcription factor activity, RNA polymerase II-specific; protein dimerization activity. The coding region runs from base 235 to 2838 and encodes 867 amino acids. The record is from RefSeq and is a predicted model, not a curated record. Gene Ontology annotation, biological process: regulation of transcription by RNA polymerase II. Gene Ontology annotation, cellular component: nucleus. Lineage: Eukaryota; Metazoa; Chordata; Actinopteri; Toxotidae. The transcript is spliced from 17 exons.
GACUCUUAGCUACGUCAACUAUCUAUCAGCACAACAAGAAGUUAAGUCGGGCCACCAACUUCCCACGGCGCACUUUAAAAUGAGUGGACUGACCUGGGACUCCACGGCACGAAGUUGACAGACUUUUAGCAACAGCCAGCCUCAGCCGUGCCGUUGUCAAGCCCCAUGAACGGGAGAGCUUUAUUGUCCUAGCUUGCUGGCUAACGUUAGCUAUUUGUCUGGUGAGUUACCGAGAUGGCAACUAGAGAGACAUCUUUCCGGCAGAAAUACCGUCGCCCUCCGGCGAGCAUAAAGCAGGAGCAGGAUGACGACUCGGACGCGGAGGAGACUCACCUGGGGUUGAGGAGGACGGACGGGCUGGAGUCUCAGAUCAUCCACAGCGGACACUUCAUGGUGUCCUCGCCCCACUGCGAGCACCCCCCGAAGAAAGGCUACGACUUCGACACUGUCAACAAACAGACCUGUCAGACCUAUCAUUUCGGCAAGGCGAGCACGUCGCACCUCUCCAUAGACGCUUCACUGACCAAACUGUUUGAGUGCAUGACCCUCGCCUACAGUGGUAAGUUGGUGUCUCCCAAAUGGAAGAACUUCAAAGGUCUAAAGCUGCUUUGGAGAGACAAGAUCCGCCUAAACAACGCCAUAUGGAGAGCCUGGUAUAUGCAGUAUGUGGAAAAAAGGGCAAAUCCUGUCUGUCACUUUGUGACUCCCCUCGAUGGAAGUAUGGACUUGGAUGUCCAUCGUCCUGCAGAGGCCAUUGCCUCAGAGGGGAAAUGCUGGAAAAGAAGAAUUGAAAUCGUCAUAAGAGAAUAUCACAAGUGGAGAACAUACUUCAAGAAAAGGUUACAGAAGCACAAGGAUGAUGACCUCUCAAGCUUGCUUAAGGGGCCAGAGGAGCAGUUAUCGCUGUUUGGGGAAGUCUCUCCAGACAUGCUCCGUGUCUCCUUUUAUCAGGAUGAAGAGACUGCUGCACGCCGCGUGCCUCGUAAGCAUCAUGACACACCUGCGCCUAUGGAGAUGGACACCCUCUUUGACAUGGAUGUUCUGAUGUCUGAGUUUUCAGACACGUUGUUCUCUACGUUGGCCUCGCACCAGCCCAUAGCCUGGCCCAAUCCACGGGAGAUUGCUCAUGCAGGGAACGCAGACAUGAUCCAACCAGGACUCAUCCCCUUACAACCCAACCUAGACUUCAUGGACUCCUUUGAUCCACUGCAAGACUUAUUUCACAGCCUCCGUCAGCCCGUCUUCCCCUCUGUUUCCCCCACUGCAUCAUCUGUCACCCCUCUAUCCAGCAGCAGCUCUCAGUCACAGGCCCAGUUAAUGUCCUCCAUGCAGCUCACAACCAACCACAUCUCCCCCCCUGGCCCCCUGCCCAUCCCCUCUCCCAUGGUCAGUCAAACCAGUCGAACAGGUGGUGGUGGUGGUGGUGGUAGUAAUGCAGCCUAUGUUCAAAACUACAUGCCCCUGUUUCCUGGGCAGGUGGCACCCAGUAAUCAAGCAGUAAUUUCCUCAGUCUCUCAGCCAUUAUCCCAUGAUCCUAUGGUACAGUGCCUACCAGGUCAGGACAUGGCCUCAGCAGCGCCCAUGGUUCCCUCGCCCUUGGACAACACCUCUGUGCUGGAUGAGACUGUCGUGACAUCUGGGAUUACACGCACACCCUCCUCUACUGUCACACCCGGCGACGCAGCCACCACCUUCAGCCACAGCUCAGAGUAUGGAUCCAUGUCCACACAACCUCCACCUCCUCCUUCCCAGCUCCAACCCAUGGCUCCGUUGCCUGCCGCCCCUGCGCAGCACCCUCGGGCUUUUGCCCUGCCUCGGCCUGUUCAGUCAUCCAGCGCCAACAAAAACCGGCCUGUGCAAAGGAUUGCUCCUGCGAACACCCUCCCCCCCUCCCAUGUCAUCCUCACAGCCCCUUUCCCGGGUCAUGCCAAUGCUGUGAUUGUUACACCGACACCUCUGAAAGCAGAUGUGGUCCCUAAUACUGGAGUGGUCAUUGCUUCGUCUCAUCUUGGAGGAGCUCCAGGAUUUCACGUAAUGUCUCAGACGCAGAAGUCUCCUCAACCGAUUGUCCCCAAAGAAAAGUCUUAUUCUUCCAGCCGCAAAAAUCAGAAAGCCUCCUCAAGUGUCGUUCACAGUCAGCCAGGAUCAGGUCAAGGGUCACCAUGUGUGUUAGAUCAAGUUCCUAGUCCCCAGUCACUUAUCAGCAGCAGCACAGCUCUGGUAAAGAAUGAACAAAAUCAGAGCCGGAGGACAACAUUCAUAUCUGCUGAGCAAAAGAGACGAUCAAACAUAAAAAUUGGCUUUAAAACUCUCGGCAGCCUGGUUCCCACUCUGACGUCACAAUCAAACACCAGCAAUGCAGUCACAUUGCAGAAGACAGUGGAGCACAUUGGGAAGCUCCAGCAGGAGAGGCAGCAGAUGCAGGAAGAGGUCAAGAGACUACGAGAGGAGAUCGAGGAGCUCAACACCUCCAUCAAAUUGUGUCAGCAGCAGCUGCCUGCAACGGGGGUGCCCGUCAGGCGGCAUCAGUUCGACCACAUGCAAGAGAAGUUCAAUGAAUAUGUAAAGAACCGAACUCUUCAGAACUGGAAGUUCUGGAUCUUCAGCAUCAUUAUCAAGCCUCUCUUUGAGUCGUUCAAUGGGAUGGUGGCAACUACAAGCAGAGCAGAGCUGUAUCAGACCACACUGCAAUGGCUUGAUCGUCACUGUUCCCUUCCAGUGCUCAGGCCCAUGGUGCUGAGUACCCUUCGCCAGUUGAGCACAACAACAUCCAUUCUUAGUGAUCCAUCCCUGCUGCCUGAAGAAGCCAUCCAGGCCGUCGCACACACAGAUGUGUAGCCUGCUCUCAGAGGAGGUGAGGUGGCCUAAAAGCCACCUGAACCUUUAAACAACAAUCACCAAAGUGACACAUCACUACUUCACCUUAAAGCCAUUCAGCAAGGUCUCCACGUCUUCCGCAGGUUCACAGCUUCCCUGAAAAAGAUAAAUGAAAUGAUAUAUGCAGGUUAGGUUUGGCUUUCUUUUUCUCGGUAUGUACAGAGGUCACACAUCUGUUCUGUUGUACAUUGAGUCUUGGGAAUGAUGCACACAGGGAGCUCUGCCUUUGACAUUACAUUUAUAACAAUUGUGCAAAAAUGGCUUUUAUCAUAUUUGAAAGACAGCAACUACUGCUACCUUCACCAGCUUUAGGUGAAGAUCUUCUAAAUACUUUAUUGGAAGAUGGUACUUGUGGUUUGCUUUUUGAACAGCAAUAUAUAUAUAUUUAAAUUGAAAUGACUUUUAUAAUAUACCAACACAACAUUGUGUUGAAAAGGGAAAUAUUGAGUGAUUGUUCAUUUCGUGUUCUCUCUCAGAUGUAUAGUAACUAUAUGUGUGUGUGUGUGUUUUUUUAAGGAACACUUAGGCAGUGUAGUUUGUGUUUUUUGGAGGCUCUGAAGGAGGCUUUACACCAGGAUGUAGGGGGUCGCCUGAAACAUGGCCAAGCUGAUCACUUUUGGGCUUCUCUGAACCUGAUCGAUACCAGAGAGAUGAGAGCUUUGUCGUCUUUUCCAUCCCUCAUUUACUCAGGUGAAUGUUGUUUUGCCAGUUAACAGUAGCGGUUUCCUGGUGGUUUUCCGUCCAUGCUGAACUUCUUUCUUCAUACUUUGCUUGCUCUGCCCACUUCUAGGGAAUUUAACUGCAAAUUACACAAGAAAGCAGUCACUUUAAAUACAAGGGUUUCUGCUGGGCAGGUCAGAGCAUUAUGGAGUAAUAUUACUUACAACCCUCAUAGGGAGCAUAACUGAAAUAGCAGUACAGAAUAUAAACACACUAUAUUCACAUGUACAGUGUUACAAGAUCUUAAGUGAAUGCACAGUAGCUGUCUUUUCUGUUCUUCGUUGGUCACUCAGGGCUGUGCUGGUGAGCGUAUUUAUUUUCCAUUCAGCUAUGAACAAAUCAAGUCAGGAUCUUUCUCAGCAGGAACACACAUCUUUCUAUAAGGGUACAGGUCACGUCACAUGGUUUGGUUCAUUAAGUUUAUUAUUUUCUGCAUAUAAAUACACUAAUUUUCGCGAAUGCGUGUUAAUGGCAGACAGCAAAAAAACAAUUAGUCUUCCACAUCAAGGCAUCGCAAGCAGAAAAAAAAACCUAUCAAAGCGUAGCUUACCCAUCCAUUCAAUUCAUUUGUUACUGACGUCUUUUCUGACGGAGCACUUUGCUCUGUUGACAGCUUGAGAAUUAGACGCAGUGUAGAUUUUGUCGGCAUGUGUGAGACAUACAUCAGCCUUAAGGUUAAAGUGCCCUUACCUGUGAUCUUUGCAGGCUGAUUUUUUUUUCAUUUGUGGUUCAGCACUCCUCAGGCAGAUGUAGAUUUUCUGACUUUGUGUUUUUAUUUUAUUUUCUGCAGAACAAUUCAGUUUACUCUUGAGUUUUACAGGAGAAGAAGGCACCACUUUCAUUUGAUGAAUGUGCAGCUCUUUGUGUGCGGCCUUUAUCUGUGGACUCCAGCUGUCUUUGAAUGUGAGAUUUUCCUUUUCAGUGCAGCCUAUUUACAAAUUAAAUGUUUAGAGCUCUCAUUUACCCCAAAUUCCCAAUUUAUUUAUUACUACUGUAAGAAAAUAAAAAUGCACCACAGAAUGCAGCUAUGGUUGUCAUGAUUGAAAAUGAGAAUAUUUGUUUUGGACUUUUUUGUGAUAGUUUUCUCCCCAUCAAACUGAGAACAAGGAUUUGAUUUAAUUCACUGUAUGACAAAAAGCCCCAAUGUUCUAUUUUAACUUGGCAUUUGUGUGGUUAAGUUUUUUAUGAUCCAGUAAUUGUCAUAUCAGGUUGGAUUUGCUUUCGCUUGCUGUUUCUUUGAGGGGGUUUUGUACUGAUUGGUUCGCCCCAAGUUCAGUAUUGUAUUUCCUUUGUUUUGAAAAGUGAAGAUAUUUUCUUAUGCUGCACGAGUGUUUUCCUUUUUUUUUUUUUUUUUUUUUUGUUCCUCAGAGUUCCCAAACAAGUUUUAAAAUGCCUUAAAUUUUCCCGAAUCACAAUAAAAGCAACAAAAAAUGAAAAA